GCGCGCUACUCUUUUUUAGCAGCGCUGGCCGGGAUCUUCUGUGCUUGACGCUGCUGGCGUGGACGAGUGGACAUGGCGAGCUCCGACUGUGAGGGCCAUGCGGGGCAGGAGGGGGAGACGUUCUUGUACUUCGCCUACGGCAGCAAUCUGCUGACCGAGAGGAUCCACCUGCGAAACCCCUCCGCCGAGUUCUGCUGCGUGGCGCGCCUGCAGGACUUUAAGCUCGACUUCGGCAAUUUCCAAGGCAAAAUGAGUGAGAGGUGGCACGGAGGUAUAGCUACCAUUUUUCAAAGUCCUGGCGAUGAAGUGUGGGGAGUAGUGUGGAAAAUGAACAAAAGCAAUUUAAGUUCUCUGGAUGAGCAAGAAGGGGUUAAAAGUGGAGUGUAUGUUGUGAUAGAAAUUAAAGUUUCAACUCAAGAAGGGAAAGAGAUAACCUGCCGAAGCUACCUGAUGACAAAUUAUGAGCCAGCACCCCCGUCACCACAGUACAAGAAGGUUAUCUGCCUGGGUGCGAAGGAAAACGGUUUGCCACAGGAAUACCAAGAGAAGUUAAAGGUGAUAGAACCAAAUGACUAUAAAGGAAAGAUCUCAGACGAAAUGGAAGACAUCAUCAGAAAGGGAGAGUCAAAACUGUCCUAACAGAUGCCGAAGACGUGUGUGCUAGUAUGAAGGGUUUUAACGUUUGCGAGCGGGAGUCUAGACCUCCUUGUUUCUGACCUGUUGAUUUUCAGCAGCGCCGUGAAGGGCUUCUCACUUAGACGAUCCCUUAUUUCCAACUGUAACAAAGAACUGGAGAUACCGAUUAGAAAUUAAAAGGGGCCAGGGGAUCCUGGCAUGUGCAAGUGGU
Grammomys surdaster is the source of this 847-nucleotide messenger RNA. It is a transcript of the gene Ggct, whose product is annotated as gamma-glutamylcyclotransferase. The record is from RefSeq and is a predicted model, not a curated record. The transcript is spliced from 4 exons. Gene Ontology annotation, molecular function: gamma-glutamylcyclotransferase activity. Bases 73 to 639 code for a protein of 188 amino acids. NCBI's taxonomy places the organism in Eukaryota, Metazoa, Chordata, Mammalia, Rodentia, Muridae.